UAUAAAUAAUCGAAAGCCCCACUACAAUAAUUAUACUGCAAAUUCUGAUGCUGACUGUAUUUAGUUUUCUCAAAAAAAAAAUCUCAAGCCAGGCGGUCAGAAAGUGUUCGAUGGUGAAAGAUGGAGGACCUCACGUUCCCAUACGAGGUGAAGAGUGUUGAUGACGAGCUUGCUAAGGAGUUAAUGGAACAUUAUACUGGUGAGAAGACCGGAUUUGUUCGCGUCGGUCCGAAAGGAUAUUUCUUUCCACAGAAGUAUCGAGAACAGGCGAGCGACAUCUACAAUUUGACAAUACGAAACGAUGACAUCUUCGUUGUUACAUAUCCUCGAUCAGGUACAACAUGGACCCAAGAAUUGGUGUGGCUGUUGCAGAAUAACUUGGACUUUGAAACUGCAAAAAAUAUCACACUAUCUACCAGAUUUCCAUUUCUUGAAUACUCAAUACUCAUCCACCCUGAAACGCUGAGGACUAUGCAGGAACAAAACAGAGAUAGCCCAGAGAAUCAGGAGAUCAUAGACGCGCUGAACUUUCCAAGUGCAGCUAGAUUCUCAUCGACUCCAUCGCCUCGGUUUAUGAAGACGCACCUGCCUCUAUCUCUGUUACCACCAUCAUUGCUUGAUAAAGGUAAAGUUAUAUACGUGGCGAGGGACCCCAGAGACGCAGCGGUGUCACAUUAUCAUCUCUGCAAGUUGUUCCCUAUAUGCGGAGCACCUGAUGACUUCAAAACAUAUUGGAAUUACUUCCUUAGGGGCUUACAUAAUUAUGCCCCAAUUUUGGAGCACACCAAAGAAGCCUGGGCCCAGAGAGGACAUCCGAACCUAUUGUUUUUAUUUUAUGAAGAGCUAUCUCAAGAUUUGCCAUCAGCUAUCAGAAAAGUAGCAAAAUUUCUAGGCAAAACUCUUACGGAAGACCAAGUCAAAAUUCUGUGUGAACAUCUUAAUUUCAACAAUUUUAAAAACAACGCGGCGGUCACCGAUGGCGCUCUGGGUAAAAUUAAUUUCGUCAAAAAAGGGGAGGCCCCAUUUAUAAGAAGAGGAAAAGUUGGAGGCUGGCGCCAAUACUUUGACGAUGAGAUGAUGGAGCAGGCUGACCGUUGGAUUACCGACAAUCUGUCCAACACCGAUCUUCGCUACCCAUCCUGGGAACUUCCCAACGUACCAGCACCCAAUAUUCAAAAGCUAGAUGAGACACCUGCGCAUAUUGACUACAUACGCCCUCUACAAGGACGUAGUUAACGCUUGAUAAAAAUACCAUUAAUGUUCUAAAAAUGUCGUAUUACCUAUACAAUUCCGAGAAGUACAAACACGGAUAGAAUAAUAAUAAAACAUGUGCAUGGUUUUAAUCAAAACGCAGUCUCGAUAUUUACCUUCAUGCUUUUUUAAUGCACAUCGUACAGUGGCUCGCACCAACUCACCUAUACCGAGGUCUCUCUCACCGCUCUUCACGAAGCCAACCCUACCUAUGAUAUAUUUGCGGAUGGAUGGCAGACGAUUUUAACAGGCGUUUUUCGCGUUCGACUCCUGCAUCGUUCAUAAAGUUUUGUUGUUUUUCAAAUUUUAUUUGUGUAUUUAUCCUAGAAGUGAGGGUUAUCACUUUAAAAACAUAACCAAUUGUUUUCUAUUACUUAUGUAAUACGAGUAUGUUUAGUUUGUUUGUAAUUCAUUACUUAUUUUAAUAUUGUUUUAUUAAAGUAUAAAAUAAAUAAAUGAAUAUAUAAUUGUUAUACUUUGAACUUAACAUGUUUUUGAACUCGCCAAUGAUGUUUAAUCUUCAAUAAAUGUUGUGAUUUCAAGAUAUAUUCUUUAGAAUCUACGUUAUAAAUAGCAACAGAAAUUUAAAAAAAAAUGUAAAAAAUAAAAACCUCUAUUCGAUUUACCCUAUUGAUUGAAUCAUCAUCAGAAUCCUUGAAGAAGAGGAGGAGGAUGAUGAACAAUUAUAGCUUUAUAAUGAUAGCUUAAACCAGUUUAUCCCAUUUCCAAAAGCAGAAAUAACGAAGGAUUUCAUAAUAUUUUUAUUGAGGGUCGCUUGAAAAUCUGAUGUAAGUAGUUAAUCCAGUGAAAUAUUUUUCACUGAAAAUAAGUUAAAACUUAGUAAAAUCAUUUAAUUAUUGUAAAUUUAAUUAAUAUGUAAUUUACUUUGACUCCUUAUUGACAUAAACUUUAAUAUUAUUAUC
Messenger RNA from Leptidea sinapis, 2174 nucleotides. RefSeq names its product sulfotransferase 1C4-like. Gene Ontology annotation, cellular component: cytoplasm. The record is from RefSeq and is a predicted model, not a curated record. The transcript is spliced from 8 exons. The coding region runs from base 121 to 1236 and encodes 371 amino acids. Gene Ontology annotation, molecular function: sulfotransferase activity. Lineage: Eukaryota; Metazoa; Arthropoda; Insecta; Lepidoptera; Pieridae. Gene Ontology annotation, biological process: sulfation.